Molecule: messenger RNA, 4859 nt
Organism: Rana temporaria (common frog)
Lineage: Eukaryota; Metazoa; Chordata; Amphibia; Anura; Ranidae
Gene: DIS3L2
Product: DIS3 like 3'-5' exoribonuclease 2
Exons: 23
Coding region: 182-3262 (1026 amino acids)
Biological process (GO): miRNA catabolic process
Cellular component (GO): P-body; exosome (RNase complex)
Molecular function (GO): RNA binding; 3'-5'-RNA exonuclease activity
Source: RefSeq, a predicted model, not a curated record
CCCCUUCAACCUGCACGACCCGGAAGAGCAUAGAGUGAAGCUGAUAAGAGCGUACCGGGGCUGAUUUAAAGCUCGUGUGGGUCAGUACAAUAGGAGGAGGGCAUUGUGGAGGAAAAGCCAUCCCUGCAUUUACUGUUUUUAAAGGAUUUCUGGAAAAAUUUACUAAGUGAAGAUUUUUUAAAUGGACCACUUACUGCAUUCAAAGACGAGCUAUGGUCAAGCAGCAACAGAAGGUUCAAAUUGGCAAGAGGGUCAACCGAAGAAUGCUUAUGCUAGACUUGUGCAACAGCAUCACAGUGGACGUUUCAAACUUUACUUGAACUAUAUAGCACAAAAACUGCAACAAGAGGAAAGCGUUCAUGCGGAUUCUGUAUGUGACAAAGAUUCUGCUUCUGCGGGUGCUAUAAAAGAUGGUAAUGGAAAAAAUGGAAUAGGUGCAUGUGGUUUAAGGCCUGAGAAGAGGUCUGAACUUGGCAACACCAUCAAGAAUCGAGUAGCAAUAGUUCCAAAGCACCAGUAUGGCCGCGAUAACAAUGAAGAUACAGAUUUGGGUGUGGGAGACAUGUGUAAAUCUCACGCUCUGCAAAACAGCAGCAAUAUGCGGUCUUCAAAGGACAGUCAUGAUUAUGAGUGCAGUAAAGAAUCUCGGCAUGAAAAGGAAGUGUCUGUAUCUCACAUUUGUGCUAAAAGUAUUUCAAGAGGGCAAUAUUUUGAAGGUGGUGAUAAGCAAGGAGUUGCUAGAAUCAGAAACCAGUCUGAAAGCACCAGUUCACCACCAAGUGUUGAUAGGAAAGGACAGCUUCCGGAGUCCCUCAGUGAAAACAUGUACAACAGGCAGUCAGGAACUCGGCCUGUGCAGACUGGGACAACAAGAGGGAACAUGGGUUCAAGCCGUACACGCAACAAAGGACGGAAGAAAAAUCUAUUUGAAGUGUACAUGGAUAAGGAUGAUGUAUCUGCAGGUUUGAAGAGAGGUGAACUGAUUCAGGGUUCCCUAAGGAUUAAUCCAAAGAAGUUUCAUGAAGCGUUCCUGCCUUCACCGGGUGGUCUAAGAGACAUAUUUAUUGAUGGAGUAGAACCCCGGAACAGAGCACUGAAUGGUGAUGUUGUGGUUGUAAAACUGCUCCCUCAGGAUAAAUGGAAGGUAAUAAAACCAGAAGCUACAGCUGCGCAUAAUGACACACAUAAUGCCGGGAGUCCAGAUCUCAUUAUAGAGGCACAGUUUGACAGUGGACAGGAGGAGGAUGACUGCAGUAAACUGGGCAGUGAAGUGAAGACUCUUCCUAAAGAUGCCAAGACAGAAAAUACUGGAAGAAAAGCACCCUGUAACAGUGCCACAACAGAUGAUUGCCUUCAGAAGACUGCAAAGGUGGUUUACAUUCUAGAGAAAAAACAUUCAAGAGCAGCCACAGGGUUCAUUAAACCCAUGACUGAUAAGAAUGGGGAUCUUGCCAGGAAAUUUGCUUUGUUUUCACCGGUGGACCACAGACUUCCACGAAUACUUGUGCCCCUUGCUGACUGCCCUGCAGACUUUGUCACCCGACCACAAGAUUAUGCCAGUACGCUUUUUAUCUGCCGCAUAACUGCUUGGAGAGAGGACAGCAACUUUGCUGAAGGGAAGCUAAUGAAAAGCCUUGGUCAGGCGGGAGAAAUUGAACCAGAGACUGAGGGAAUAUUGACUGAAUAUGGAGUAGAUUUCUCAGAAUUUUCUAAUAAAGUGCUGCAGUGCCUGCCACCAAAUUUGCCAUGGUCUAUUCCUCAGGACGAGUUUGAAAGAAGAAAAGAUCUGAGAAAGGAGUGCAUAUUCUCCAUCGAUCCAGCCACGGCCAGAGACCUGGAUGAUGCUUUAUCCUGCAAACAGCUACCAGACGGUAACUUUGAGGUGGGAGUUCACAUUGCAGAUGUGAGUUACUUUGUCCGAGAAGGGAGUGCUCUUGAUUUAGUUGCUAGUGAGCGAGCAACCAGUGUGUAUCUUGUUCAAAAGGUAAUUCCUAUGCUGCCAAGAUUACUUUGUGAAGAACUUUGCAGCCUUAAUCCUAUGGCCGACAGACUUACCUUUUCUGUCAUAUGGAAAAUGACUCCUGAAGGAAAGAUCCUGGAAGAGUGGUUUGGCCGAACUAUCAUCUGUUCCUGUGUAAAGCUAAGCUAUGACCAUGCACAAAGUAUGAUUGAGAAUCCAAACAAGCUGAUUGGCGCUGAGGAGCUUCCCCCAGUUUCACCCUGGCACACCAUUGAUGAAAUCCACAAUGCUGUGCUCAAUCUUCAUCAUAUUGCACAAAACUUGCGCAAGCAACGAUUUGAAGAGGGAGCUUUGAGACUGGACCAGUUAAAACUUUCAUUCACCCUGGAUCGGGAAAGUGGAAUGCCUCAAGGAUGCUACAUUUACCAUUACAGAGACAGUAACAAGCUGGUUGAAGAGUUUAUGCUUCUUGCAAAUAUGGCGGUGGCACAUAAAAUCCAUCGCAGUUUUUCAGAGCAGGCACUACUUCGCCGUCACCCACCUCCACAGAAUAAAUUGCUAAAUGACUUGAUUGAAUUUUGUGACCAAAUGGGACUUAAACUAGACUUCACUGAUUCAGGCACUUUGCAUAAAAGCUUGAAUGAACAAUUUGGGACUGAUGAGUAUUCUGCUGCACGCAAGGAAGUGCUGACCAAUAUGUGCUCCAAGCCUAUGCAGAUGGCAGUAUAUUUCUGUACUGGAGCACUUGGGGAUGAGAGCCUUUUCCAUCACUAUGCCCUUAACGUGCCGCUAUAUACUCACUUCACGUCUCCCAUAAGACGCUUUGCUGAUGUUAUUGUUCACCGCCUUCUUGCAUCAUCUCUUGGCUGUGGUCCAAAGCUGAAAUUGCCACAGGAUGCUAUCCAGAAGCAAGCAGAUCAUUGUAAUGAUCGAAAGACUGCAUCAAAAAGAGUACAGGAACUUAGUGCCGAGCUGUUCUUCUCUGUGUUUGUAAAGGAAAGUGGCCCAUUGGAGUCGGAGGCAAUGGUUAUGGGGGUGUUAAAUGAGUCCUUUGAUGUUUUGGUGCUAAGAUACGGUGUCCAGAAGCGGAUCUAUUGUAACGCCCUGCCUCUAGUGAGUUCACAUUUCCAGCAAGUGGGUAAGAAGCCAGAGCUGACUCUGUUGUGGAAACCAGAACAAGAUGGAGAUGAACCAGUGCCACAGGUAAUUGGCAUCUUUGCUCUACUAGAGGUGGUUUUGAAGUCAGAAAAUGUUCCAUUGAAGUAUACAGCAGUGAUAAAAAGACCUGGAACCACAGACUGAGUAGUGGACCAAAAAACAAUGAUGACUUCUCAGGGCAAUUUGUGAAGAUGAUUUUGCUGCUGUGUCAUAUUACAUGUCAUUUACAGAUGUAACUUUUAACUCUCAGAGCAACACCCAUUUUUUAGCGCAAAAAACUCUGUAUGUAUCCCUUUGCAGUGAUAUGUUUUCCACCCAGAAACUAUCACUAGUUAUGUUUUAUUUCUUUUUAUUGUUUUAUUUUUAUGCAAGCCUCUUAGAGACUGGGUUGCAUUCCUCAAACCAGUUGUCAGCCUUUUGAGGCUCCCCCAGUCAUCUGGCAGGGCACUAUUAUUCCACGGUAACUGGAAAGCUCCAUGUUGCCAGUGUGGCCUAAGGUCGUCUCAAGUUAGUCAUACACUUUUAGAUAUUUUUUGCUCAGCCUGUACGCUGAACGUAAAAUAUCUAACAGAUUCCUUAAUCCAUGCUUACAGCAUAGAUGGGCGAAACACUGUUACCAAGCUAUUUGUAUUCUGACAGCAGCUGCAUCUGAUCAGAUGCAACAACUGUCUGACAGUUUUAUGCCUGGCUCCUUUGAUUUUUCAAUCAAAAGAUGUUGUGCAGGAGGGGCCUGUCAGAGCCACCCAUGUAGCGAAUUUCUGCCAGUGUAUUCGCAACGUGUAUGGCCAGCUUUAAACGUAUUGGGUCUUAGUUUUUACUUUAGUCGGGGGACUAAUUACUUGCCAUGUUUACUUCAGUAGCCCAUGCAAAUUAGCGAAAAUGAUUUGUGAUAAAUAACGUCACAUUUUUAGCUUUUUUUAAGAAUUUUAUUUUAGAAGUUGGGCAGUGUCAAAUCUUGGUAAAGUUGUACAGCCCAGAUUUUAACAGUGUUUACAUCUCAAUCAAUUAUGUUUUGCACUAUUAAUGAACUAUGUGUCUGUGUGUAUUGUUGCCAAUAUUUCAGUUGAAAACAAACCUGGCAUGUGAAAAUACAUUUACAAAGAUUGUGCAAGAUAUUCAGUUUACUAUUUUAAAUUUCCUAGGCCUGAAUCUGUAGGUAUUGAUUUUAAAAGCUGUAUCCAUAAGGAGGAUGCUUUUCAUUCUAGCAGCAGAAGUGCCAUGUGGGUGCAUUGUGUUGCUCUGAAUUGAUUUUAGGUGUAGGGUAUCAAAGAUCGAACUUGAAUCUGUUAAAGUGCAAGUUCACCUUUUGAAUAAAAUGCAGUUGAGAGGCCCCAGUAGGUUGAAAAACCUUGUGCUGUUUAGAAAAAUGUAGCUUUGUUUAAAUGCCAUGAGCGGCCACCCCUAAUCUAGCUGAAAAACUCCCAUUGUAAGCAAUUAGUCCCAUUCUGCCUAGACUUUGUGUGCAUGACCCCAGAAUCACAGGUAGUAGUGGCAAAACUCAGCGCUGCAAGCCUAUACUGAAGCAGUUUUUCCCACAGGCAUGGUGUUAAAGAGCAGCAGUUCCCCCUUUGUUUUGCAGGGGGGGGGGAAAAGUGCUAUAAUAGCUUACACUUGUUUUUUCAAUUAAGUGCUAUCACCUAGAAUGUCAUCUGCUGGGGAAGUUAUAUGGGACUGUAGUUUAGAUCUGGUCUGUACUGCUGAUAACUUAUCUACCAUUCAAUAAAGUCAUCUGUUCUAGGAA